AGCUCCUCUAGCAAGCUAAUUUUAUAGCUAGCUAGAUCUUUCUUCUUUAAUUAAGUAAGAAUCAGUAUAAUAGAUAGACAAAUGGCAUCAUCAUCCUCUAUAUUGCUCUCUAUUUUCCUCGCCUUUUCCUUACUGCUUCUCUUCAACAACAUAACUCCUUCACUCGCAGCCAAUAAACAGCGACGUCCUAAACUUCUUGACGAUUUUCUUCCAAAUGGCCAUUUUGAACAUGGACCAAAACCAUCACAACUAAAGAAAACGGUGAUCAUAGGAAAAUACUCGCUGCCCAAAUGGGAAAUCAACGGAUUAGUACAGUACAUUACUGGGGGUCCUCAACCAGGUGGGUUUUACUAUGCUGUCAAACGAGGAGUCUACGCCGUAAGACUUGGAAACGAAGCUAACAUCUCCCAGACCGUGCGAGUUAAACCUAAUUCUUACUACUCUUUAACAUUCGGUUCGACUAGAACUUGUGCACAAGAUGAGGUAUUAAGGGUUGUUGUUCCUCCAAGCUCAGGAGAUCUUCCGCUUCAGACGUUAUAUAGUGCUGAUGGUGGUGAUACUUAUGCUUGGGCUUUUAAAGCUAAAUCAAAAUACGCAAAAAUCACUUUUCAUAAUCCUGGGAUACAAGAGGAUCCUGCCUGCGGCCCCCUCAUUGAUCAUGUGGCUAUAAAAGAACUCGUCAUUCCUCGCACUAGUCCAGGUAAUUUGGUUAAGAACGGUGGGUUUGAAUAUGGUCCACAUGUCUUCCAGGAAUUAUCAACUGGAGUCCUCAUCCCUCCUAAACAGGAAGACGAGGUCUCCCCACUCCCAGGUUGGAUCAUUGAGUCGUUGAAAGCCAUCCGCUACGUGGACUCGAAGCACUCAAUGGUUCCAUAUGGACUCGCUGCAGUCGAGUUAGCUGCAGGAAGGGAAAGCUCAAUUGCUCAGAUACUACGAACAACCCCAAAGAAACUAUAUAAACUUAAGUUUACAAUUGGAGACGCUAAAAAUUCAUGUCAUGGUGAGAUGAUGGUGGAAGCAUUUGCUGGCACGGAAUCGCUGCAAGCUAAGUUCAGUUCGACCGGGAAGGGUCACUUCAAGACUGUGAGUUUCAAAUUUAGAGCUACUUCAGCACGAACAAGAAUAAGUUUCUAUAGUAGCUUUUACCAUACAAAGCUUGAUGACUUUGGUCAUCUUUGUGGCCCUGUGUUGGAUCAAGUUAGAGUUUUUGCUGUCUCAAGUUAGUUCAGUUAGUUUAGUUAACCGUUUCUUUUCACUACAAGAAUCAUUAAAUUAGUGGCUUCAGCUUUUCAUCAUAAGCCUUUGAUUAAUAGAGCCAGUUUCCUAGUUAUGCAAAAUCCAGGUUGUACUGUGUGACUUCGACCAUCCUUGAACCGAAACAUCUCUAGCUGAUGGUAAUAAAGAUUCUUACUGAGGUAUGUUCGAAAGUAGUAAAUUUUGCGGGAAGAUAUUCUAUCCUAAGCGUUCAUUUAUUUUCUUCUUCAAAAAAUUAACGCAUCAAUUUGCGCACCUGAGAAAAAUGAUUCAUAGCAUUUAACUUUUAGGCAGCCUAGGAUGAAUCUAUCAAACUAAACAUUCACCAAACCCUGCAAAUUACUUUAACUUUAAACUACUUGUAGUGCCCAAACUCUUAUUGCCCAUUUUGUGGCACAAAAACGUGUCACGAGUCGCUUAGUUUCAAUGAGUAGUGGCUGCGGAAACUAACCAUGCC
Molecule: messenger RNA, 1711 nt
Organism: Papaver somniferum (opium poppy)
Lineage: Eukaryota; Viridiplantae; Streptophyta; Magnoliopsida; Ranunculales; Papaveraceae
Exons: 3
Coding region: 82-1224 (380 amino acids)
Source: RefSeq, a predicted model, not a curated record